Molecule: messenger RNA, 2043 nt
Organism: Mercurialis annua (annual mercury)
Lineage: Eukaryota; Viridiplantae; Streptophyta; Magnoliopsida; Malpighiales; Euphorbiaceae
Exons: 3
Coding region: 271-1716 (481 amino acids)
Source: RefSeq, a predicted model, not a curated record
GUUAUACUAAACUCCAGAUUUGAAUCCCCAACUCUCCUUUUUUCUCUCUUUCUCCUCAUCUUUACUUCUCUCUCUACCCAUUAAUAUUUGUGUUCUUUUUCAGAAUUUAAAAAACCUCUUCAAAAAAACUCAAUUUUCAUUUUCAUUUUCAGUUCAAAGUUGAAACCUCUUCAACUCCCUUUUCAUGGUCCAGAAUUUCACACCCAACACCUGAACUAAACCAAAAAAAAAGCAAACUCAUCGUAUUAAUAACAAACUUCUGUAGUAAUUAUGAUGAUGGCUCAAAAGCCUCUACAUGAGCUUCUAAAAGAAGAUCAAGAACCUUUCUUGCUCAAGAACUACAUUGCUGACAGACGUUGCCAAUUCAAGAAACUCAAAUCAAGAACCCAACAAAACUUACUACAAAUCAAGAAAAGAAAACCCAUUCCUCAAAAUUUCUGCAAAAAUGCUUGUUUUUUCUCUGUUAUCAACUCACCCGACCUUAAAAAAUCGCCUCUUUUUGAGCUACAAUCGCCCGUUAAAAGCCCUCGUAAAACCACCAACGCUAUCUUCCUUCACAUCCCGGCUAAAACCGCCGGUCUUCUUCUUGACGCUGCUCUUAGGAUCCAGAAACAAUCGUCGGCCUGUCAAAAACCGAAGAGUAAUAGUGGGUUUGGUUUGUUUGGUUCUUUAUUGAACCGGCUUAAGAAAACCAGUCCGAAGAAGGAGCAACUCAGUAGAACUUCUGUUAAGGAUGUUUUAAAGUUUAGGGAUUCAAGAAAACGUAAUAAUGAAGAAGAAAUGAGCAGUGGUGUUUGGUCUGAAAGUAAUUGUAAUGAAGAAAAUAAUUCUUGGGAUUUGGAUUUGGAGACUUCAAGCAGUGGCCAAUUGUCUCAAGAAAUGGAAUUUGUUAGUAAUGAUAGCCCUUUUCAUUUUGUUCUUAAAAGAUCAAGUUCAUCCUCCUCCGGUCACCGGACUCCUGUUUUCUUGUCUCCGGCCACCUCCCCUUGCCGCCAUAAAACAGAGGUGAAAGAGAAUAAUAAUGAGGUAGAAAGCUUAGAAAAAUUCCAAGAAAAUAAUGAAGAAGAGGAAGAUAAAGAACAAUGUAGUCCUGUUUCGGUAUUGGACCCGCCGUUUGAAGAUGAUGACGAUGGUCAUUACGAUCAUAGUGAGGACGACGGUUUCGAUCUGGAAUGCAGCUAUGCAUUUGUACAAAGAGCAAAGUUACAGCUGUUGCAAAAGCUACGUAGAUUCGAAAAAUUAGCCGGGUUAGAUCCUGUCGAACUCGAGAAAAGAAUGCUAGAGCAAGAACACGAGUUGGAAGAAGAGCCAGAUUACGGAGACGACAAUGACGAGACAGAUUUAUCUGACGGAGAACAGGACACUGAAACAUUAGUGAUUGAAGAACUGAUGAGUAAAUCAAGCUUCUGUCAUCUACGAAAAAUUCCGAAAGACAUGAAAAGACUGGUGUCUGAUCUCAUAAAUGAAGAAGAGCGUGAGCAGAAUUACUUCGGCGAGAGGGAAACAACAGCGAAAAGGGUAUGCAAGAGAUUUGAAUCAUGGAAAGAAGUUGAAUCAAACACCAUUGAUAUGAUGGUAGAAGAAGAUUUCAAGAAAGAAUUAGAUGCAUGGAAAAAAUAUCAAGAACAAGUAAGUAAAGCAGCAUUAGAGAUUGAACUUGGUAUUCUUGAAUUAUUAGUCGAAGAAUUAUCUCAAGAACUAGUUAGCUUAGCUUAAUUAGCUUCACUUUGAUCUAAAAGAAAUUUUGCUUCUUGAAGAUCUUAGCUCUGCUGUUAAGUUCCAAUAAAAUUUUGUUUAAAUUUUUGUUUAAAUUUUUGUUUCUAAGUUAAAAAUGUUAAUUAGAGGAGUAUAAUCUAACAUCUACGAUGAAGAAUUAGGCUAAUUAGAAUGAUUAUGGUAGUAUCGAGUCGUUUACGAUAUUGGAUUCGAACUCGAGACAUUAAUAUUUUAUUAUGGUGGGGAAGUUGUAUGAAUGAUGUAUGACACAUAAGGAUGUACAAUUUCUUGUUCUUAAUUAAUAUAUAUAAGCAUGUAUAUGUGUAA